GUCGGAAGUAGUCGGUAGCCAGUCGAGUAGGACGAAGCCCACUGUGCACUGUUACGACGACUUCCAGUAGCAGCCCUUUGUGACACCAUGUCGACGAGUUUGUUGGGGGCAACACUGCCCGUCACGCAAUGUCCAGAUCCGUUCAUGGGAGGACCUCAGGUCACGGAUGUCUGUUCCGCGAGCGAGGGCAGUUUGUUUCUAUCGCUCCUCAACGUCCUCCUAGUCGCGAACCCGUAUAUCGGAGAUCCAUGCGGACGUGUCACGCCGAUCAAGGAGCCGGACCCUAGUUACGAUUUCAUCGUCGUCGGCGCUGGUGCUGCUGGAUCGGUAGUUGCCGCGAGACUGAGCGAAAUCGACGAUUGGAACGUUCUCCUCGUGGAAGCAGGUCCGGACGAACCAGCCGGGGCUGAAAUACCGAGUAACCUACAACUUUAUCUCGGUGGCCCGUUGGACUGGCAAUACAAAACGUCGAACGAGUCCACUGCCUGCCUGAGUCAGAAUGGAAGGUGCGCCUGGCCCCGAGGUAAGAAUCUCGGAGGAACGACGCUUCACCACGGUAUGGCGUAUCAUCGAGGUCAUCCCAAGGAUUACGACAGAUGGGUAGAACAUGGAGCCGAAGGAUGGUCUUGGGACGAAGUAUUGCCAUACUAUCUGAAAUCGGAGAAUAACACGGAAAUCGGCAGGGUUAGUGCCAAGCAUCACGCUACUGGAGGACCCAUGAACGUGGAAAGGUUGCCCUAUCAGCCUCCUUUCGCUUGGGACAUUUUGAACGCAGCGGACGAGGCAGGUUUCGGUGUUUCCGAAGAUUUAGCUGGGGACAAGAUCACUGGCUUCACGGUAGCUCAAACCAUUAGUAAAAAGGGCGUGCGAACCACCAGUUUCAGGUCGUUCGUUCAACCAGCCAAGGACCGUAAGAAUCUUCACGUAGUCGUGAACGCCUUGGUCACGAAAGUGAACUUCAUAGGCAAUCGUGCCGUUGGCGUCAGCUUGUUGAUGAAUGGAGAGAAGAUACAAGUGAAGGCAAAGCGUGAGGUGGUGUUAUCAGCGGGCACGAUAAACUCACCGCAUCUGCUACUCUUGUCUGGAGUCGGACCCAAGAAACAUCUAAAAUCCAAGAACGUUCCCGUGGUCGUCGAUCUACCAGGCGUCGGCGAAAAUCUUCAUAAUCACCAAUCGUUCGGUCUAGAUUUCUUCCUGAAGGAAGGUUAUUAUCCGGUAUUCAACGAAAGCAGCGCAGAGCAGUACAUUGAGAAUCAAACUGGAGCGUUCGCUGGUACCGGUUUGGCUCAAGUUACCGGUGUGAUGCCAUCCAAUCUCACUACUCCGGAUGAUCCGGAUAUCCAGAUAUUCUUUGCCGGCUAUCAAGCAAUUUGCACCCCCAAAUCAAACAUCGCAGACUUGUCGUCGGAUGGUAAGAGCAUGGCCGUGAGAUUCACAUCGGUGAAUUUGCGUCCAACGAGCAGAGGCCGCAUCACGCUGAACAGCAACAAUCCACUGGACCCACCGGUAAUUUGGAGUAACGACAUGUCCACUAAACACGAUCGCAGCGUCGUAGUUCAAGGACUCGGCAUCAUCUUGAAACUUGCCGAUACCCCGACGAUGAAACGCCUAGGCUUGAGGCAACAGAACAAAGUUAUACCUCAAUGCGCCCAUCACAAGUUUGGCAGCGACGAUUAUUUUGACUGCGCUGUUCGUUGGGACACGAGACCCGAGAACCAUCAAACCGGCAGCUGCAGAAUAGGCCAGCGUUCGGAUCCAAUGGCAGUGGUGGACCCACGACUGAAAGUACACGGUAUCAAAGGCCUGAGAGUAGCCGAUGCGUCUGUUCAGCCCAACGUGGUUUCGGGUAAUCCCGUUGCCUCUGUCAACAUGGUUGGCGAAAGAGCUGCAGACUUCAUCAAGCAAGAUUGGGGAAAACAGACUAGCUAGAAGCGAGUACUACAGGCGAUGGAAACGGAUAUUGUGACGAACUUGUUAAUAGAACGCAAUAAAAUCUAUUCGAAUAGA
Molecule: messenger RNA, 2007 nt
Organism: Eufriesea mexicana
Lineage: Eukaryota; Metazoa; Arthropoda; Insecta; Hymenoptera; Apidae
Product: glucose dehydrogenase [FAD, quinone]
Exons: 9
Coding region: 88-1929 (613 amino acids)
Molecular function (GO): flavin adenine dinucleotide binding; oxidoreductase activity, acting on CH-OH group of donors
Source: RefSeq, a predicted model, not a curated record